Molecule: messenger RNA, 826 nt
Organism: Ceraceosorus bombacis
Lineage: Eukaryota; Fungi; Basidiomycota; Exobasidiomycetes; Ceraceosorales; Ceraceosoraceae
Source: the annotation of a GenBank genome assembly
AUGUCUUGCAAGACUUUCACCGCCUACAUGCAGAGCAUGACGCCCAUCACGACCGCCACCACCUGGCCCGCCGAGGACACGUGAGUCGAAGCGACUGCUCACCAGUCCGAGAGGUACGCUUACCGAGCCGUCCCCGCUACAUGCUGUAGCGUAUGGCGCGCCAUUCGUGCCAGACAGGGAGGACUUGUCAUAGGGCAGACGAUCGAAAAAUAUCACUGCAAGGUGGGUUGAGCUCAUAUGCGGGUCCAUAUCGACCGACUCUCACGGGCAAUCCGCUCACUUGUCUGCUUGCCGUAGGUGCACUCUGGCAAGAAGAAUGGCGGUCCUGCUUACACGGCAUGGACGACACUCCAAGUCAAGAAUGAGGGUGAUCAGACCCAACCCAUCACCUUCACCUACUUGCUCGUCAAUAUUGCCCAUGGCAGCCACGACAGAGUGGCCCAAAUCCUGGAUGCUUUCGAAUCGUCUGCCAGUGCGGCUGCACCUGCGACGCCAAAAGACAAUCCGCUGAGUGAGGAUCCGAGCACAAGAUUUCUUGCGAGGCGUUGCUGACCCUACACAAUAUCACACGUAUCGGUUAGCUACCAGCCUAGGAGCUGUUCAGCUGGUGCUGCGCGGACGUCCCGGCAGCUUCAUCUUCGACGCGCUUUGUCCCCACGUCCAGAGCUGGCUGACUAAUCAAGAUGGACCCUUGGCUUUUCACAGCGUCUCUAUUCAGCGUCCAGCAGACUAUCCGAUCAAUCACCACACGGAUAUGAGCAGUACCUCUACCGGGCUGACGGGAAACGCAUGUUACCGCGUCCAAGGUGUCAUCGUUGGCCAGUAG